AGAGGUUUAAUGUCAAAAUUAUUUUUGUAAUAAUCGACUAUGAUUGGCCAAUUCUUACUUGCGACACCUAUUGUAGAUCAGGCCUAACCUUUACUAGAGAAAUUUUAUCUAAUAUAGAAAAUAGAAGUAUUAUUUCUCACCAUUACAUCCUAUAUAUCAUGGUUCGUUUAAAAUGACAACCACGACAAAAUGAGGUUAUAUCUCGCUUUUGUGAUAAUUAUUUGUUUUUCAUGGGAUUCGGGCGAAUGUUUAAUGCCUGCCAAUGCAAAUAAGAGUGUUGAUCAGCAGUUAGAAUACAGACCCGAAGGGCCGCUGGUGAUGUGUAAAUUUCUAUCGAUAGAAUUUAUAGAAUGUGAAGAACCAAUUGAUCACAAAGGAAAUAAAACUGCCAAGGAAGAGACAGGCUUUGGUUGUGUUAAGUUUGGAGGAUCUCGCUAUGAAGAUGUAGAGAAAACUAAAGUAUCAUGUACAGUAUUGCCAGACAUCGAGUGCUUUGGACCAAGAACAUUCUUUCGCGAAGGAGUACCGUGUAUAAAAUAUAGUGAUCACUUUUUCGCAACAACUCUCUUAUAUAGCAUUUUACUGGGAUUCCUUGGUAUGGAUCGAUUUUGCCUUGGUCAUACUGGAACAGGAGUAGGCAAAUUGUUGACAUUAGGUGGUAUGGGAGUAUGGUGGAUUGUUGAUGUCAUUUUAUUGGUGACAAAUUCCUUACAACCUGAGGAUGGUAGUAAUUGGAAUCCAUAUGUAUAAUAUUCAUAUUACUUAAGGAAUUAAGCAACAUUUUUUGUAUAUAAUUUGUAAUUUAUUUGUAAAUAAAUCACAGUGUGUAACAAAGUGCAAUAAUGUAAUAUAAUACAAGAGAAAUAGAUUACAUCUUACAUAAAGUCAGAA
This is a messenger RNA of Odontomachus brunneus, 891 nucleotides long. It is a transcript of the gene amrt, whose product is annotated as TM2 domain-containing protein CG11103. NCBI's taxonomy places the organism in Eukaryota, Metazoa, Arthropoda, Insecta, Hymenoptera, Formicidae. The transcript is spliced from 3 exons. The record is from RefSeq and is a predicted model, not a curated record. The coding region runs from base 190 to 750 and encodes 186 amino acids.